This is a messenger RNA of Dentiscutata heterogama, 718 nucleotides long. The record is from the annotation of a GenBank genome assembly. Lineage: Eukaryota; Fungi; Glomeromycota; Glomeromycetes; Diversisporales; Gigasporaceae.
UGCACGUGGAAGAAAUUCACAGGGUAAAAAAAUAACAGGAAUUGAGUCUAUGCCAGGAACUCUUCCUGGUCAAGACAAAUUAUUGAUAAGCUCGAAUGAUUCAAGGAUUAGAUUAUAUAAUAUGCGUGAUAAGUCUUUGGAAUACAAAUAUAAAGGACUUGAAAACACUUGUAGUCAAAUCCGUGCUACGUUUAGUGAUGACGGCCGUUAUAUUAUAUGUGGUUCUGAAGACAGACAUGUAUAUAUAUUUAACACAGAUCAAUCUCGUAUAAAUUCACAUCAUGGAGGUGGUAGUAGCUGGUUAAAAAAAGAAAAGUGUGGUUAUGAAAGUUUUGAAUCACACGCUGCUAUAGUAACAGUCGCCAUAUUUGCACCUACCCGUACAAAACAGUUAAUUAGUCUUUGCGGUGACCCGAUCUUUACACAUACUGUUAAUAACGAAACUCCAGCUAAUCAAACCUACCCUGAUGGCAAUAUAAUUGUUUGUGCUGAUUACACUGGAAGUAUAAAAAUUUUUAGACAAGAUUGUGCUUAUUAUCCUUCUCACGAUUCUGAUUCGAUUUCUUUUAGAAGCACAAGUAAUUUAAGUGCAGAUAUUUCAAUUAAUGGUGAUAAUGAAAAACAGUUUCAAUGUUCCUGUGGGUCAACGGAUUUUAAGGCUUUUGUCAAAGAUGGUACACCUAAAUUGGUUUGUGCAAGUUGUAAUAAGACAACUUAA